This is a messenger RNA of Zea mays, 1052 nucleotides long. Its product is annotated as VQ motif family protein. The record is from RefSeq and is marked validated. The transcript has a single exon. Lineage: Eukaryota; Viridiplantae; Streptophyta; Magnoliopsida; Poales; Poaceae. Bases 91 to 792 code for a protein of 233 amino acids.
CUCUUCCGACACACACACUCGUCGACGAACGACGACGACGAGCACGAGCACGAGCAGCGCCUGACGCUCGGCUCCGACCCGCGCGCGUCGAUGGCGAUGAGUGACACAGGCUCGAGCUUCGCGCAGUGGGCCGCGCUCUACCACCACCACCACCACGACGCCGGGCCGGUCCUGCUGCCCCCCGACGACGACGCCGGCACCACCGCUGCGGCCGCCGCCGUAGCGAGCCCGACGUCGGGCGGGUCCAGCGGAGGAAGCCCCACCAAGGCCGGGGCCCAUCUGCUGCACGGGGUAGAGGGGCCGCGGAUCGGGAAGCCGGCGGCGCGGCGGCGGUCCCGCGCGUCGCGGCGCGCGCCCGUGACGCUGCUGAACACGGACACGGCCAACUUCCGUGCCAUGGUGCAGCAGUUCACGGGCAUCCCCGCGCCCCCCGCGGGGGCGUUCGGGGCCCCGGUCAUCAACUUCGCCGCCGACUACGGCUUCCCGCCGUCCUCGGCCGCCGUCAUGUCCUUCGACCACCAGCUGCACCGGAGCCAGCACCCCGCGCCGCUCCAGGAGCAGCUCCGCAGGCAGCAGCAGCAGCAGCAGUACGCCGGCGCGGCGUCGCCAUUCGGCUAUAGCAACGGCGGCGGCGGCGGCCUGCUGCAAGACGGCGGCGACGUCUUCGCCCCCGCCGCCUCCCACGGGUUCGCCGCGUCGGCGGAGGAGAGGAUGUUCCUGCAGAGCAUCCAGGCGGCCCAGAUGCCGCACAUGCCCGCCGCUAACACUAGCACUAAUGGCUUCUUUGCUUGACCAAGGCUCGACGGGCAUCCACGCCACGUGCAUGGAAUGGAAGCUUGGGAAGGGGAAGCGAAGAUUAGCAGCAGCCAAAAAAAAAAGGGUAAUCAGAGUCAGUUAAGUUUCUCCUGGUUGUGUGUAGUUAGUUUGCUCCUCCGCUUGCUUAAUUCGCGCAGCCUUGUUUCUCCGCUGGCUGCAGAGACGAUGUAAAUAUCUUGUGUUUCUGAUGAUGUGGUAGUCUGUGUCCUAGCAGCAGCUCAUCUAGUCACUUUCAC